Messenger RNA from Drosophila novamexicana, 4090 nucleotides. RefSeq lists its product as uncharacterized. Gene Ontology annotation, biological process: meiotic chromosome condensation; mitotic sister chromatid separation. Lineage: Eukaryota; Metazoa; Arthropoda; Insecta; Diptera; Drosophilidae. Gene Ontology annotation, molecular function: chromatin binding. Gene Ontology annotation, cellular component: nucleus; condensin complex. The transcript is spliced from 11 exons. The record is from RefSeq and is a predicted model, not a curated record. Bases 669 to 3590 code for a protein of 973 amino acids.
UGUCAACAAUAUGCGUCAAGGAUAAAUGGUAAUGUACAAAUUGCAGGCAACUUCCACAACAGCCUCUCUGGGUAAAUCUGGUGUUUUUCGAUUCGCUUUCCGGUCAUUCGGCGCAUUUAACACAAUUGACAACUUGCAAAUUGGCCACUUUCAAAGCCCUUUCCCUAUCUGGUCGUUUAGUGCUUUAGACACUUUUAAUACAUUUCCUUAAAACUGAGUGCAAAUAAUUUAAGGAGAGCAAAAAGUCACAACAUGUUGCAUUUCAAAAGAGGCAGACAUCUUAAGAGAACUGAACUGCAAAAUACGAGUCCCUUUUAGCAUGCUUAACAAAGGUUUCGCUAUGUAUUUACUGCGCGGCACGAAAAUACUAUCGUUAUGACCUAUCGUGUACUGCACUAGUUCAUUACAUUUUUGUGCGGCUUAAGAUACAUACCACUUCAGCCCUGUGAGAAAAUUUCUGCGUCUAAAAUUGAGAGAGCAAAACAAAAUCGCAAACAAUUUUUGUGCCACCAUUUUUGUUGUUCUGACGCUUGGCGUGCCCCAUGUUAAUGUGUAUUAUUUGUGUGUAUGUAUGUGCGCCUCAAAACAUGCACACAGUUUCGCGAAAUAUGUACAAACUGUGAUUGUUUGUUUAAAGAUUCACGUUACGUCGUUAAAGAAACAGUAAAAUGGAUGCAGAUACAGAAGAAGAAUGGGCCAGUAGCAGCAGCAACAGAUCCAGUUCCAGUGAUGUAAUAAAAAACCUACUGGAAGUUGCCAAUUGCAGGCCAGGCACCAAUGUGGCCAAGGCAAUCGUUGCGUAUCAAGAGUUUCCUGGCUUAUCAACGCUGCUUCUGCUCCUGGAGGAGGUAUCGAAAAAUACAGAUUUUUCGACCGAUAUGCGCUUGUCGCUUUCCUAUUACAUGGAUGAAUUUUUGCGGCAAGUAUCCGGUGCGAGUGUGCCCCGACGCUCGGUUAUUGCCGCCGCCGGCAGCGUGCUUCAAUACUGCAGCAAAAUCUAUGGUGACAGGGUGGAGCUCAUGUACCAGGUUGUGGAGCAUCAGAUCGAGGCGCUGCUCAUUGCCGAUCCCAAAAAGGAUGAGAACAGCAAUCGCAAAAGAGAUGCUAGCAAGCCGGAGGAGCCGCGUAAGCGUCGCAUUAAGAAACUCACCCAAAAGGAAUUCGAUCCGUUUUCGUAUAAGAUGGAACCAAAAAAGUUCAAAAUAAUGUCCGAUGAGAAGCGCUUCAGUCGCGUUGGAUUCGAAACGAAUAUAAACAGAAAUCGUACAAUUGAGCACAUGUAUCAGGAUCAUACGCCUUCCCAUCUUUGGAAGCAUGCUUCCAUCGUGGAUCCAGCGAAUCCCUACGAGCAGGAUGAGAAAAAGAACUAUAAGGUGUUUACAUAUCAUCCGGAGCCCAGAUACAAUACUCUUCUGCCUGACAUUCAGUUUGAUCGUCUGAAUUUGAUCAAGGAAUACGUGCAUUCAAAUCAAGUGGAUGUAUCCGAUACUCUAAAUAAGAACAUGAGUAAUAAGGAAUAUUUAGACGAGUACAUAGCGCUAGAGAACCAAAUGCUUGCCUCUCGCUAUGGGGAAAAAACAGUGCUGAAGCGCACCCUGAAUGUCGAAGAGGAUGAACAGGCCAAGCGUUUGCGCCUGGAACUGCAGAAACGUUUGCUGGAAUUCACUGAUGAGAGCUCUAAACGUAGAAGGCUAACUGAAGAGAUGGACGAUAAUCGUGAUAGGAAUCUGGAGACUGAUGUAAGUGGAGCUCAGCGAUCGCAAACCUCUAUGGACUCAGUACUAGGCGAAUCGCUGAGAACUUUGACGCUGACAGAUUCAUCAGAAGUACAACUUAAUGGAAGCAAGAUAGAAUCACCUCCCUUUAGCAGCACGUUGCAUAUGAAUGACGCCAGCUGCUUGGACAGCCAGCGUUUGGAUCUGCAGCAGAUCGAAUCUAUAAAGAAAGAGCCGCAACAGGAGUCUCAGACGCAGCUGGAAUCACAACAGAAGGCCCAACUUGAACUCUCCACUGGCAAGGGUGAUGAUAGCAAUGAGCAAUCGUUGCAAAUUGAUUCAGGCAUUGGCAUGGAUGAUGUAUGCGAUACGCUGCCGACAGCUCAAUCUUUUGAUGAUGAGGGUGUUGUUCUUACAGAUCUUAUAGACGACCAGCAUCUGCAGUCGCUAUCGCCCAAGGUAAUGGUGCGGGACAUACUGCCCGGUGUGCCCGACAAAGCCAACCUGAGCGUGCGCGUGGACGCCGAAAUGCUGGCCCUGAGCGGCAUCAAUGAAACGCUCGAGGAGAUUGUUGAUGUGCCACGUGAAGUGCACUAUUCAAUCGAGCGGAAUUUGCUGCAGCUACCAGAAAAAAAGCUGCGAAAGGGUUCUCUCUUCAAGCUACCUAAAGAAUUUGAUUUAUUUAAGAAAGCGCGCACACCAGCCAAGCGACAGGCUGAAGCCAAGGCGCCCGGUGCUCCCAGAGCCUUGCCUGUCGCUUCGCCUGUUGCCUCGCCUACGCAUUCCGUAUCGUCACUUGACAAAUUUCCGGCAUUGCCGUUGGAUCAAAUGGAAUUCGAUUCGGAGCUAAAUUUUCGCGGUUUUAGGCGUCCUACUUAUGAUUCAGGUAUUGAUCAGGAAGAGAUUAGAUUGGCCAACUCGCCAGCAGAUGACGGCAUCAUCGUUGAUGUGGGCUCCGAAGAACCAUCGGAUGGACCAAAUGUAAUUCAAGAAGUUAGAGCUUCUGAGCAAACAGAGAAGGACUUGACGUUGCCUGAAAUUUCAUUGGGCACAACAGAAUCAAAUGAAACGAAACCAAAUGAUGUACAACAUACACAAGCAGAUGACAUAAGAGCCCAAGACAUCACCGAAGAGGACCUAAGAAUCCCCGAUACCACUGCAGGGAACACAACACUACUAGAGAGUGGACUGAAUGCCAUGCCCAUGGAUUUGGCCACAAACGACAUAGAGUUGGACUCAGACUGGGAUGCAGAGGAAAGCGAUUCGAGUGUUCAAGAAAACUGUAAUAGCAUAGAUGCAGAAACUGAUGCCAAGAUUAUUGACUGGCAUCGUCGACUGGCACCCACAUUAGAAGCGGCGCAUGCGCGUCAAAACUUUAGCAUACAGAACCUAAAUGACGAGAUUAUAGCCAAAUGCCAGGAAAAUGAUGGAGAGGCAACACUUUCCGAUGUGAUAGAGGAUAAGGACCCAACCAAACUAUGUUGCUAUAUGCUGUCCUCACUACUGCUGACAAACCAGAGAAACGUGGAGCUUCAAAUAGAUAAACAUGAUAAGAGCAAGCCAAUUGAAAUGAAUCAGUUUAAGAUGAAAUUGAUUAGCACCGAAAGGAAACAAGUGAAUCCCGAGGAUGACAUUGGCAAUAUGAACAGUUCCAAUCAGCGUAGCAACCAGGCAGCAUCACGGGAAACACCGCAAUCUGCUAACGCUGCGCGUCGCAAGGCGCAAGAGCAACGUCCCACACUUGAUGCAAUUAAUGUAAAAACAGUGCGCCUUAUAAAACCUGUGCCCAAGGCAAGCGCACGGCCAGAGGAUGCUGACUCUGGCAUAUCAUCGCUGCCGGCAUCCUUAAUGUCUGUGUGGCCGACUGACAUGUAGCGGAGGCCGUAGCAAUUGUUGGUGUCUAGUGCUAAAUGUGUGCCUCUGUCUUUAGUUUAUGUAUAUAGUUGGUUAAGUCGCAGGGUUGACGUUCGUAUAUAUGUGUGUACAAUUCGAUUCUCGUCCAGUAACCUUAAAAUGUACAAUGUUGUGUGUGUGUGUGAUGCGAAUCUAAAAUUUAAUCUAAUGAGAAUUAUUCCUUGCAGCCGAUCAUAUUGCGCCGGGGGCUGCCCUUUUCACAGGCUUACGUCAAAAUUAAGAGGCUGUGCUGGCCGCGCAACUGACAAAUGCAUUAAUGCAUAAUUCUUUUGUUUUUGUUUUUUUUUUUUUUUUUGUGACAAUGUACAAAGUCUAGUUCUAAGAGUACUUUUAACAUGAGAUGCAAUUUUUAGUUUUAUUCAAAUUUAUGCUGCCAGCUUUUAGUUCUUUAUGUUAUGUAGUGUAAGCCAAAAUUGAAGCAGUAUUAUUUAAGCUCGAUUUCCUUACGUUUGAACAAGUUU